Molecule: messenger RNA, 6530 nt
Organism: Diachasmimorpha longicaudata
Lineage: Eukaryota; Metazoa; Arthropoda; Insecta; Hymenoptera; Braconidae
Gene: mop
Product: tyrosine-protein phosphatase non-receptor type 23
Exons: 4
Coding region: 378-6032 (1884 amino acids)
Biological process (GO): protein transport to vacuole involved in ubiquitin-dependent protein catabolic process via the multivesicular body sorting pathway; early endosome to late endosome transport; protein dephosphorylation
Cellular component (GO): endosome
Molecular function (GO): protein tyrosine phosphatase activity; protein binding
Source: RefSeq, a predicted model, not a curated record
CCUCGGAAUAAUCAGGAUUGAUUCGCUGAUGACUUCAGAAUAUUGUAAGGCAGCGGAAUGAUGAAUUUCGGAAGUUCCACCGUCAUUUAUACGUUUCAAGCAAAUCUAAAAAAAAUCGUUCUAUAAUUGAAGUAAUUUAUUAUCGAAUAUGUCUCCUGAAACUCCCCAUAAAGUCCUAACCUCAUCGUGAUUCCAGUGUUUAUAAGUUUCGCGUCAUUUCAGUGGCGAAAUGUCAGUGAUGCAAUUGCAAUAACAAUUGUCACUCUGCCCUGUUUCCAUGUAAUUCUAGAGAAUAAAAAGGAUUAAGUGAGGAGUUAUUUCGUGGGAAGGAUCCAGUUGUUUUUUUCAGGUAAAAGUGAAAUAAAAUACAAAGAAUAAUGGAGGCUGUACCGAGGCUGCCCAUGCUAUCGUUCCAACUCAAAGUUAGUCCUGAGGCCACGUCUUAUGCAAAAUUGAAACAGUAUAUUCGAGACUUCUACAAUGAAGAUCCGGAGUCCUACUCCAACGAAAUCCACCAGCUAGAGCAUCUCCGGGGAAUGGCAUCCCGCCCACCAAUAGCUGUCACUGGUUGCUCAGUCUUGAAGAAGUACUACUGCCAAUUGCACUUUGUGCAGUCGAGGUUCCCGAUGCGGCCAGAUGAGCCAGCAGCAGUUUCAUUUUCUUGGAAAGACCCCUACACGACCAUGGUGUUUACCCUCUCUAACAUUCGCUUCGAGUUAAUGUCAAUCCUCUACAACAUCGGUGCAAUACACAGUCAACUGGGUAGUAAAACCGAACGAACGUCAGCGGACGGUAUGAAACUGGCAUGCUCCCACUUUCAAUGCGCAGCCUGGGCGUUCGAGCACGUGCUGAGCGGUUAUCCCCCGAUUCCCGGCAUUGACAUCUGUCCAGACCUAAUAAAGUUCAUGGAGCAGUUGUCGCUCGCCCAGGCACAGGAAUGCAUUCUCGAGAAGAGCAUGCUCGACAAUCGAAAGCCAACGAUAGUGGCUAAAGUUGCUAAGCAAAUUGUGGAUUACUACGGCCUAGCCUUGCGCACCCUGGAGCCCAACAACAAUGACGAGAGCCCAAUAGGCGAUAUAGUUGGUUCAAAAAUUUACAAAUCAUGGAAGAACUACGUGAAAUUCAAACGAUCAUAUCAUAUGUCAGUGACGUACCUAUACCAGGGUCUGGCCGCUGAGGAGCAGCAGAAAAUGGGGGAACGUGUGGCAUUCUACAAUGCAGCCCUGGUAUCCUUGAACACUGCUCGAGGUCUGCAUACGUCGGCGAAGGGAACAGGAGGAAUUACAGGGAUUCCCACUGAGAAAGAUGCCAUUGAGGAGGCGCUAGUGUUCACGAACGACGUGAUCGAGGGCAAACGAAAGGCAGCUAAGAACGAGAACGAAUUCAUCUACCACGAGGAAGUUCCUGAGAAGGAUAUGCUACCAACAGUGAAUGGAGCAUCGUUGGUGAAGGGAAUCUCCUUCAAUGUCAACGACCCUGAGAUAUCCGGCCCAGACAUAUUCGCUCGAUUGGUCCCCAUGCAAGUCCACGAGGCUAGCUCUCUCUACUCCGAGGAAAAAGCGAAGAUCCUGCGAUCUGUGGGGGGAAAGAUCGAGGAGAAAGACCAAAUCUUGGAGACUUAUUUGUCGAGUCUGAAACUCCAACAUUUAACUCUCUGGGAUCCCGACAUUCCAACGAGCUCUGAAGAGCUUCUGACACUUCCCGAAGAACUGGUGGAGCGGUGUGCAGCUCUUAACGCUAGGCCAAAUGCGAUCAAAGAUUUGGAAGACAUGAUGAGUAAGCUGUCGAUCACGUAUGGAGACGUGGAGACCAUGUUGAAAGACAUUGACAAGCUGCUAAAAGAGGAGGAACUAAAGGAGAGGCAGUACCAGGAGGCGAUAGGCAAGCGGCCUCCCUCGAUCGUGGCGACAGAUCUCACUCGAGAGGCCAAAAAGUACGAGGAGGCGCACGCAAAGGCCUCGGAAAGUAACCAAGCCCUUCACCGAGCGAUGACCCUUCACUUGAAUAAUCUGCAGCUGUUGUCGCAACCGUUGAGCGAUCUCUCCUUGAAGAUACCUUCAAUAAAGCAGAAAGAUGGCACUGUACUGUCGACGAGCGAAGCUGACAAACAUAAUGUCAGAGAGCUGAAGAGAAUUCUAGGAAAGGUCGAGGAGAUGCAGAGACAGAGAAGUGAUCUGCACUCGAAGCUGAGGGAUUCCAUAGCUCAGGAUAAUUUGACGAGACUCUUGGUGACGGCAACAGCAGAAUCAGUUCCCCUGGGCGCUUUAUUCUCUGAGCAACUGGAGAAGCAUCAGUCCCUAGUUGAUCUCAUAAACCAGAAUCUGACGGCUCAGGAUAACAUCUUGACAGCGUUGACCGACGCAUACGCCAGAACCGCGGAGACGAGAAAGUCUGUUGAUGAGGUACUGAAGCGUCGAGAGAUGAUGAUGUCCUCCCUCAUCGCCUCCUACGAUGCCUACGAGGACCUGAUGUCCAAAUCGUCGAAGGGUCUUGAAUUCUACCGAAAGCUGGAGGUCAACGUCACGAAGCUUCUCCAGAGAGUGAAGAGCACUUGCCGAGUCCAGGAGGAAGAACGAGAGCAGAUAAUCGCAAAGAAUGAGAAGCCUCACAUCUACCAAGCAGACGAGAACGUGACGUCUGUUAACGUUGGGGAGAAAAAGCCGUCAGGAUCAGGGAUGAAGCUGCGGGAUCAUCUCAUCAAUCGUAUGAAGACGAACCCAAUAAGUCCGAAUAAUUAUUAUCAGUACACUGAAGGUAAACAACAGAUUCCUGUUGUCUCCGUACAGCCCAAUACUCAUACCCUGUCCUCAGGCACCUCUGUGCCUAAUUUAGGUGCGGAUUCUGCAAAGUAUCAGGAGCAAGGGUUUAACCAAGGCUACUAUUAUCCCAAUCAGGGCUAUUAUCAAGUGAAUCCUCAAGCUGCAGCUCAAGUUAAUCCUCAGGUGAAUGCAUAUCCUCCGUAUUCGAUGGGCUUUGACUCAAGUCAAGGAUUGCCAAGAUCGAUAACAACUAAUUCUGAUAAUAUGUAUCGUCAGGCUGGAACAACACCCACUGAAACAGCUAGUGAGAGUACUUUGUACGCUGGUUAUCCCAAUUUCAAAUCCAAUGGGGAUUACCAGGUACCUCAGGUGCAGAAUUAUCCACCUGCAACACAUCACCAACCUGUGAACAGUCAUAAUUACUCCUAUCCUGAUUAUACCAGUGGUAAGACUAGUCAAGAUUAUCAGAGUUAUUAUCAGGUACAGCCAGGUGCAGGAGCAUCCGCAGUCGAUUCAAAACCAGUGACAACAGUCAAUCAAUCGCCUGGGCAUGCCACUUUACCCAACAGACCCGAGGUUGCUGUUACUCCUCAGGUGCAAGUGCAACCGAUACCAGUGACGCCCCAGGCUCAUGUUCAACCGACUCCUGUUAUUCCUCAGGCCCAGGUGCACCCAACAGUGCCUGACAACAGAGAGGGAUAUAGCUAUCCACAAGUUAAUUCACCGAGUAAUUACCAGGGCUACUCAAGUGUGCCUGUCUCCGGCGCCUCGGGUCAUUAUGGUAAUUCAGGUAUAGGGGGAGGGGCCUCGGGGGAUCAGCAACAAAUGCAAAUGGGAUACUACAAGCAAAUGAUGCCUGUAACGAGUCAAAUGCCUCAAGUAACUCAACAAGAUUCGAAUUACUCGAAUUAUGGUCAGGUUUACAAUCAAGUAGGCACGACAAAUGUACCUGCCAGCUACUCGAAGCCCUCUGACACGAUAAUUCAGAGUCACACGAAGUCAACUGGUGCCUAUAUACCAAAUCAAAAUUAUCAGAAUUACUCCAUUCAGGGACAUCGCAGCUCGGUUCAGCCAUACCUGAAUUACUCACAGGGGUACAAUGCUGGGGGCAAUUGGCAGGGACAAACUGACUCCUAUCAGGGACAUCCGGGAUACUCAUUCGAUCCAACGUCAGGAAUGUAUCAGUACAGUUCAGGUUAUUCACAAAUGCAGCAACAGCAAAUGCAGGUCACUGAUGGCUCCCUGAAUCGAUCAAAUAAUUCACGUUAUACGAGUGCCAAUAAUGCAGCUGUUACUAAUUUAACUUCAUCCCCCUAUUCCACAGGGGCGAGCUAUCAACAAAAUGGAGGGGAUAAGGAUUAUUAUCAAGUACAGGGUGUUCAGGUUGACAAUCAGGUUGGUCAGAAUUAUGGGGGUGGAAUGUCACAAAGUGGAGGGCUGAAUAAUCAAGUGCAGCAGGUUCUUCCUAAUCAAGUGACGAAUCAGGCACAUCCACCUGUACCUAAUCAUGUUGCCAAUCAGAUUACGAAUCCAGGUCAACAGGCUGUACCCAAUCAGGUACAUCCCGUGCCAAAUCAGAUGACUAGCCUAGCUCAACAGGUGCAUCCAGGUGCAGUGCCUAAUCAAAUAUCAGACGUAACGUCGAAUGUUCCACAGAGCCAACAACAUAUAUAUAAUCAGGCACAGCAUUCGUAUUUACCUGAUCAGACAUCUCAAAAUGCAGUGCCUAAUCAGGCGCAUCACAGCAUCACGAUAAAUAAUCAAGUACCACCUGGCGCUCCACCUGAUCAGACAUCUCAGGUAUUUGUACAGCCAAGAGUGACUGACGGAACAAAAAGACCCCAUGUUGACCCACCCCAAACAACAAAGAAAUCAAAUCUCGAUCUUCUGGCUGAUCUCGAUAUAACCAUCAAUCAUGCACCCCUCGUGCCGGAAAUUCAGACAUCAGAAAUACCGAAGCCAGUGAAAGAUGACAAGAUAAAUGACCUGAAUGAGGAUGAAGUCAGUACUACCCGGGAAGAGCGUCCUUUUCAGUUGGACGAUAAACAUGAGAAUCUCCAGAUCGUCUGGGACACGUGGUACAACGACGUUCAGCCGAAAAGGGAUCCUCUUGGUGAUCCCGCUGUUCUCCAAAAAUUUAUAACUGAUAUAGAGAAAUACGAGAAAUUUGUUGACAGCUUGACUGUCAAGACUCUGAGUGGAUCGACAAAUUUGGAAAUCAAGUGGAGGGAGAUUCGUGAGUUCGAGGAGAGAGAGUCGAAGAGGCAGACCUACACUGCGGCAUUGGCACAUGUGGGGGAAAACAGGUCGCCUGAUUGGGUUCCUUAUGACUCGACCAGGGUGAAGCUGGGGGAAGGCAAUUCGGAUUAUAUAAAUGCUUCGCAUGUCAAGGAUUUGACUCAGUGGACACCCAUAUUCAUUGUUACUCAAGCGCCGAUCUCCACUGCUACUAGUGAGGCGUUCUGGGGAAUGAUCUGGGAGCAGGGGAGCGAGGUAGUUGCAUGCGUCUGCAGCGAUGAACAGAUUAGUAAUCAGGACGUGUACUGGCCCAGUGAAGGUGGAUCUCUGUCGAUUGGGGCAUUUAAUCUUCAAUUGAAGACACUGACGAAUCAUUCCAGUUAUGUUAGACGAGUCAUCGCCGUUUUUAAUUCCAAGGAGAGGACGGAGAAACUCGUUGUGCAUAUGCAGUACUCAUCUUGGCCUGUCGGGGGCUUCCCCAGCAGUCCUGGAAGCUUCCUUUCAUUUGCCACUGAUAUUAUGUCGGAACAGGCGUUGAGGCACUGCCCCAGACCUAUUAUCGUUCACUGCAUGAAUGGGGGACCGCUCAGUGGACUCUUUGUACUUGCUGCUGCUACUGUCUGUCAUGUACGCGCUGGUCAUGGAAUCAUUGAUGUGCCUCUUGUUUUAUCCACACUUGCCAAGUACCGAAAGUGCCUCAUUGAUAGGGAUUCACUACUCUUUGGGUAUCGAAUGGUACUUUAUUAUGCACAGGACAGCCUCAUGAAGCGAGGAAUUUUAUCAUCGACGAGAUCGACAUUCGAUGGAUUUGACAGUUUAAAGGGUAAAGGAAAAAACGUUAAGCACUGUCAUCCCUCUGAUGAUUUUCUUCAUAAUUUAGGAGUCGGUGGUAUAUCAAGACAACAGAAUGACGAUACAACAAGCCAGAUGCAAAGUAAACCGAAAACAACAUCUGAUACAGAGGAUAAGACUGAUAGAGUUAAACCAGUAGAUCCCCUGAGUCAACUUGAUCCACUGUGGUCAAUCCGUAAAUAAUUUCGUGAGCAAGUUUACACACGUUCCAAAUGAUUUUGCUGUUGUACUGAAUCAAAUUAUUGUACUAUUGACACUGAAUCCUUUUUUUGUGGAGAUUCAUUCAGUAACGAAGACAUGAAAAUGAUUCAAAUCGACUUUGGCCAGCGAAAAUUUCAAUGAAUAUCUCCACAUCUAGAGCAGAUACCGAAAUUUAGUCGAAACCUCUUUUGUAGUUCGUGAUUCGCUCUACAAAAAAGGAAAGUAUAAAAAUUUCCCUAUCGUGAUUGGUUUCGGAGAUAUGGUUCAAACUUCGGCUGAAACUCAGUCGUUUUCGAUCAUUUUAUUAAUUCGUUACUGCAUUGGUUUUUAUUGCUUCACGGUGAUGCUGUGAUGGAUUUUAAAGAACUCGAUGGGAGGUGAAUAAUUGUACAGGUGAUUAAUAUUUGGUCAGGAGGACAUGUUGAGAUAAAACCAUAUGCGUAUUAAUUAUUAAACUUAUUUUACUCUUCAUACAUUAAA